GAUACUCGUAAUUCGUGGAAGGCGCAGUCGGAAUGGCCUCUUCCGUCUUCAGGAAAAAGUGCGCUUUCAAAUACAGAGCCCUCGCGUCCCGUGAAAGUGUGCGUUUUGGUGGGUGAAAGUUUUGACUGAGCGAUGACGAGAUCGACGACCGUGCGGGUCGUCUUGACGGAUUUUUAUGAUUACUCGUUAUGGGAUGCCGUUUCCUCGAACAGCAGCGAAAUCGACUUGGAGACGACGAGCACGAGUCCCGCCGGAAGUCAGAGCAACACAGAAGAGCUCAACAAUUGGUGGGCAAUGCUGGCGCUCGUCUUGGUUUUGGGAACAGCCGCAGGGAAUAUCCUAGUAUGCCUAGCGAUCGCUUGGGAACGACGGCUGCAAAAUGUUACUAAUUAUUUCUUGAUGAGCUUGGCCAUCACGGAUCUUAUGGUCGCUAUCUUGGUGAUGCCACUAGGGAUCCUUACACUCGUUCGAGGAUACUUCCCGCUGCCGUCGGUUUAUUGCCUCGCCUGGAUUUGCCUCGACGUGCUAUUCUGCACCGCCAGCAUAAUGCAUUUGUGCACGAUAAGCGUGGAUCGCUAUCUAAGCCUGCGCUACCCGAUGAAAUUUGGGCGCAACAAGACGAAGAAAAGAGUGACGCUGAAGAUCACCUUCGUCUGGAUCCUCAGCAUCGCGAUCAGUUUACCUCUGAGCUUGAUGUACUCGAAGGAAGAUGAUUCGGUAUUGGUGGACGGAGCCUGCCAGAUUCCCGAUCCCCUCUAUAAAUUAAUUGGCAGUAUAAUCUGCUUCUAUAUCCCGCUAGGAGUAAUGUUGUUAACGUAUGCGUUGACAGUAAGAUUAUUGGCGGAACAACAACAAAAUAUCGGAGGGACUGGAGCAGGUUGGUCAUCGGGGUGGUUGGGAGCCCCUCAAGGUGCCUCUCAAGGUUCAUCCAUGACAGGGCUCGAGCGACGGGGCACCUGGAAGAGAUACCUCUUGAACAAGGGUUCGGGCGGUAGCGGCGGCACGCCGCAACACACCUCCGGCACGUCGACCGACACCGAGCUGACCACCCUCGACACCCACGAGCUCUGGCUGCAGGAGAGCGAGCCACCACCCUCGGCCAUGUCCGCCCUUCAUGCCUUCGGCGCGGAGAUGCUCAAGUUGUCGAGGGGUCUCGAGGGGAUGGCCGGCAGCUCCGGCAAUCAAACCCCAUCAAAAUUGACAGCUAGCCCAACACCACAGCAUCAUCAGCAGCAGCAGCAGCAGCAGCAGCAGCAGCAGCAGCAACUGCUGCAACUGCAGCAACACGGUCCCUCACUACGCAGAUGCAGCUUCCGCAACGGAAGUGCAGAGAGCACGGAGAGUAGCAUGUCCUGCUCGAGAACGAGCAUAUCGACGGAAGAAUUCGCGAGUCCUUGGAAGCAUCGGAGACGAGCGUCGACCUACAACGAAGCGCAUUUGGAGAGGUCGAUGCAGAUUCUGGGUUCGCCCAAAACUCCUAGAAAAAGGUCUUUUAGCUUUCACGAGCAGUCGUCCUGUCGCAAAGGCGAGGACGAUUCGAUGCGCAAGAAGUUUCACGAUAAAGCACCGGAAGGACCAAUAACGUUACCGCCACCCUGCACGUGUCCCUAUUUCGGGGAAUCUUCGAAGAAACCGCCACCGUCAGGCGAGAUCGUCAUCGUUUCCAGCGACACUAUGAAGCCUAUUAGUAACAAACACCUGGAAACAAAUAUUCCUAUAUUCCUUUCGAGUGAUACCACGAAAACCAUUGGCAACAAGGGUCCGGAAAUGGGCUUAUUGGGUAGACACAACAGCGCUAGAUCUACGGAGGAUGCUAAAGGUUACGAGCAGCUGACCCCCGCGAAUUCCGUGGUCACGUGGCGAAGUGGAAGGCGAGGUUCCAGCCUGAGCAGCACCAGGACUCUGCUGUCCGCUAGUACGAGAGCAACGCCGUUGCGACGCGCGGCGACGAUGCGAGCGCACAACGGAGCGAUGGGCACAGCAAAUACGACCUUGAACCAGAGCAAUCCGUCGUCGCCGAACCUGUUCAGGUACUCGGGUGGUCAGGUGCGCAGCCAUCACUCGCGCAACAGCAGCGUGAUCUCGCGCAACAGUUCCCGCCACGGUAGGAUCAUCCGGCUGGAGCAGAAGGCGACCAAGGUCCUCGGCGUGGUGUUUUUCACGUUCGUGAUCCUGUGGGCACCGUUCUUCGUGCUGAACCUAGUACCGGCCAUAUGUCCCGACUGCGAGCGCCGUAUCGACCGCAAGAUUUUCGACCUGGUCACCUGGCUCGGCUAUGCCAGCUCCAUGGUCAAUCCGAUCUUCUAUACCAUCUUCAACAAGGUCUUCCGCCAGGCGUUCAAGAAGGUGCUGCUCUGCAGGUAUCGGAAUCAAGAGUGGCGACCGCCCAGGUAGGCUCUGGGCCCCGGGAGACCGGGGAUCGCCAUCAGCAGGGUGUAAACGAUGGGAAUGGAAGACCGAUGCGCGAAUCGAUAUCGAUGAGAACGGUGAAAGUCAGAGAGACAUUCCGAGCAAAACUCAUCAAAUGGUGCUAUUCUACUCGCGCGAUUCGCUUGUUUCGAGGAACGUAACGACGGCCUGAGUAGCUCGUGUUCUUAGUACGUAUGUGCGUGUGUAUGGAUAACAUUGCCGAUUGUUGACGGACAAAAUUUUAAGUCCUCUAUCAAAUCUUCCUAUUAGCGACUCCUGUUAACGUUUCGUAUCCAAGAAUUAUUUUG
Molecule: messenger RNA, 2717 nt
Organism: Trachymyrmex cornetzi
Lineage: Eukaryota; Metazoa; Arthropoda; Insecta; Hymenoptera; Formicidae
Gene: 5-HT2B
Product: 5-hydroxytryptamine receptor 2B
Biological process (GO): adenylate cyclase-activating adrenergic receptor signaling pathway; positive regulation of MAPK cascade
Cellular component (GO): plasma membrane
Molecular function (GO): G protein-coupled receptor activity
Source: RefSeq, a predicted model, not a curated record